CGUUGUGCUAAAAAGCACACGUUUUUUUUCUUUUUAUUUCGUUUAAAAUUUGUGAUCAAUUAUAUUAAAUUAUUAAAUAAAAACGAUUUGUUGCAUUUUAUUGCUUUAAAUUUACAAACUUGUGAUAUUAAUUAAGGUUACUUGCACUUGGAAAAACUAGAAAAUACUUAAAAGCUAGUUCCUUCUAUUUAAAUCUUUUUGUGUAACAGUUUCUAAUAAAAAUUGUUGCUUCAUCAUUAUAAUAAAAUCAAGGAUUUUAGUCAGGUGAAACCUUUGGAAAUUUCAUUGUUAUAUCCGCCAAGGAGAAAUCGGUGACAAAAGUUUAUUACAAAGAAAGAUAAAAACAAUUUGUUGUAUGAGUCAAAAAAUAGAACGACCAGUACUAUCAGGUCAGCGCAUCAAGACCAGAAAAAGAGAUGAGAAAGAGAAAUUCGAUCCCACGGGAUUCCGUGACGCGGUCAUUGCUGGUCUCGAUAAAACUGAAGGCGACCUGGAACAAAUUUCUAAAUAUUUAGAUCUUGCUGGCAACAAACUUGACUACCGUCGUUACGGCGAAGUACUUUUUGAUAUUUUAAUUGCUGGUGGUUUACUGGUUCCUGGCGGAUCAAUCUCACAAGAUGGCGAGAAACCUCGAACAAAUUAUUGUAUAUUCGAGGCAUCCGAAGAUAUGGAAGCCAUGCGAAACCAUGAGCAGGUAUUCAUCAAGCUCAUGCGUAGAUAUAAGUACUUGGAGAAGAUGUUCGAGGUGGAAAUGAAGAAAGUCUUGGUUUUCAUUAAAGGCUUUACUCCCAGCGAGCGUAUCAAGUUGGCUCGUAUGACGGCGCUUUGGAUGAUUAACGGGGCAAUACCUCCAACUGUUUUGUUGGUAUUAAAUAACGAGCAUCUUAUUAAGGAUGGCAUCGCACUUGAUUUUCUCGUAGAACUGUUUCUUACAUUCAAACAAGAGAAAGGAAUGACAUAUCUUGUUCAAGCUCUUAAAAAAGGUGGACUAGAAAGCAAGUUAAUGGAAUUUUUCCCACCAAACAAACGUACUGAAGAAUAUUUAAAACAAGUUUUUCUCGAAAAGGAACUUGCUGAAGUUAUUAAAUUACACAAAGCUCAGGCUAGUCAAGAAGCCAAACGGGAACUACAGCAGUCCCUUCUUGAUGAUAUAAAUGAUGAAAAACCACACACAGAAAUUGCAGCUGACAUUAAAGAAUUUGCACUCAAAUCAAACAUUCCCGAACAUGAAAUAAUAAAUAUUAUUUGGUCCACAGUUAUGUCACUCGGCGAAUGGAACAAAAAAGAAGAAUUAGUAACUGAUCAAGCAGUUAGACACUUAAAAGGCUAUUGUCCAUUAUUGAAAGCAUUUGCUUCAACUAAUCGCUCUGAGUUGGCAUUGAUCCUAAAGGUUCAAGAAUUUUGCUAUGAAAAUAUGAACUUUAUGAAAGCGUUCCAAAAAAUUAUAUUAUUGUUCUACAAAACUGAAGUGCUUUCUGAAGAAAUCAUUUUAAAAUGGUACAAAGAAGCACAUUCAUCAAAAGGAAAAAUGCAUUUCCUAGAACAGAUGAAGAAACUUGUUGAAUGGCUGCAAGAUGCCGAAGAAGAAACUGAAUCUGAAGAUGAACAAGCAGAAAAUGCUGAAGAUGGUACAGAAGACAAUGCGAACAAAUAAUUCUCUUGGAUGAAAAAUUUACAAGAAAAAAAAAACUUAAAAAACACAGCAAAGAACAACAUAUACGCGAACAACAAUAACUAAAUACAGCCCUGGAGAAAACUUAAAAAGAAUUCAAACAACAAAGUAUACAAGUAAAACAUAAUAAACUACUCUUUUCCAAGAAAAAUGCAGAGUUGAAAUUGAAUUUUAUACCAACGGAAGGAAUAUAUUUGAAUGCCAAAUAAAAUUAUACAAUGCAACAACAACAAUUCUCAAUAUGUAAUUUUUUGACUGCUCUCUAUACGCAUUCAGAAACACCAACAACCAACAGUUUUUUUUUAAAUCAUACUUGUUAAAACAAAAAAUACAUGUAAUAAAGUCUUAAAGCAACAACAAGAACAUACAAAAAAAAAGAAUAUAAAAAAGAAA
Messenger RNA from Episyrphus balteatus (marmalade hoverfly), 2065 nucleotides. It is a transcript of the gene kra, whose product is annotated as protein krasavietz. NCBI's taxonomy places the organism in Eukaryota, Metazoa, Arthropoda, Insecta, Diptera, Syrphidae. The coding region runs from base 356 to 1654 and encodes 432 amino acids. Gene Ontology annotation, molecular function: protein binding. Gene Ontology annotation, cellular component: membrane; cytoplasm. The transcript is spliced from 10 exons. The record is from RefSeq and is a predicted model, not a curated record.